AUGUCAAAUCUUACGUAUUAUUCAACAUUAGGUUAUUAUGCAGUUCGUGUUGGCCAUAAACCAGGAAUUUACUUGUUACUGGAACAAUGUAAACAACAGAUUCAUAAAUUUCCUGGUGCCUUGUAUAAAAAAUUUAGUACGAGACAGCAGGCUGAAGAUUUUAUGAAACCAAUAGAUACUAAAGACAAAUUAUCAGUUUGGACUGAUGGUUAUUGCUACAAUUGUGAAGAAAAAAAUGGUAAAAAACAAUAUUUAGGAAAAUUAAAUUCAAUCGCUGGAGUGGGUGUAUUUUUUAAAGAUAAUGAUUCUAGAAAUCUGUCUAAACGACUUCCUGGGAAAAUUCAAACAAAUAACCGAGCUAAAUUUAUGCCGCUAUUCAUGCAUUAG
This is a messenger RNA of Racocetra persica, 387 nucleotides long. Lineage: Eukaryota; Fungi; Glomeromycota; Glomeromycetes; Diversisporales; Gigasporaceae. The record is from the annotation of a GenBank genome assembly.